ACAACUAAACAACACUAUCAUGUGACUACUACUACCGCACUAUUUUGGGAUGUUGUUGGAUGAAUAUUAGUCAUUAAUCCCCUUGAUACUUAUGGUACCUAUUGCUCCUCCGCCACCCCCUCUUUUGAGUGGGUCUGCUGAAGGAGAGAGGGUCACCAAGGAGUCAAGUAAUAACUGGUCCUACGAAAAGGAUUUGAGAAGAGCAAACGAUAGAAUUUGGAGCUUUUUAGGCCCGAGCUAUGACCUAUCUGUUAUAAAAACUAAUUUUCGACUUCAGAAUGGGCCUCAAUGCGGCUUAGUCGUUUUGGAGCUGUGUUGUAAUUUGGUGGGAAAAAAUUUAAAUGUCACUGUUGAAGAAUUGUUAAGCGAAAGUCAACGCUUGGGUUUUACAAGAUAUGGUGAACUUUUUUCGUGUUACAGCGCAUAUUCACUUGCAACAAACUAUUUAAAUCGCGACAGAGUUGAACUAGUGACUGAAUUAACUCCUAACAAACAAGAGCAAAUGCUGAACGGUUUAUUUGAUAAACGCUGCGUUAUUUUGUUUCCUUAUGACAAAGGUCCAGAUCAUGGUCCUGUUAUUCGUAAAGGACACUCAGCUCACUGGUGCUUACUGAUUGGUGCUGCCAAGUCACAACGUGAUUUAUUGGUUCUAGUUAGGCAAGGUAAAAGUAAAUGGAUGGGUGUGUACAAAUGGAAUGAUAUGCUAGAGAGCAACAGGAAUUUGGUAGAAUCAUCACCGACUCUGACUCGUGACUUUAUUACGAAGCCAUUUUGCCUAGCAAAUACCGCGAUUGUAAUAUAUACUGUAUAA
Messenger RNA from Dimorphilus gyrociliatus, 811 nucleotides. The record is from the annotation of a GenBank genome assembly. Lineage: Eukaryota; Metazoa; Annelida; Polychaeta; Dinophilidae.